Messenger RNA from Engraulis encrasicolus (European anchovy), 1157 nucleotides. RefSeq names its product protein asteroid homolog 1-like. The transcript is spliced from 4 exons. The record is from RefSeq and is a predicted model, not a curated record. NCBI's taxonomy places the organism in Eukaryota, Metazoa, Chordata, Actinopteri, Clupeiformes, Engraulidae. Bases 134 to 841 code for a protein of 235 amino acids.
CAGGGAGGGCUUGACCCUGACAAGUGUCUGGGUGAAGGCUGCUUGUCCUGUAAGCGGAAAGAAUCUACACUUGGAGACCCUGAACCAGGCACUAAAGGAGACAUGACUGCAAGUGCUGCGUGAUGCGCUUGGCAUGACCAAACCCAUUCCGAACUCCAUUGCCGGCAAGUUCCACCUGGCGGUGUACGUGACGUGCUAUUGGCUGAACAGGGCCGAUCCCCAACCGUGCAUGGAGCACCUGUGGGCUCUACUGCUGGGCUUUGUGUUCGGAGAGCUGUCUGGCAGACACAAGGGCAAGGAAGCAGGCCUAGAUCAGCUCAACACCUUGCGGACGUCCUAUAGGGAUGGAGGUCCUGACCUGGAGAUGGCACACACGUACAGCCAAUGGCAAGCCUGCCUCUACGCCACUUACAUACUCAACCGCCUGCUGUGCUUGGCCCUACCUGAACCAGAGAAGGCUCGGCUGUACUGCGGUCCGCUGGUGCACCAGGCUGCUCUGAGACUGAGGAGCGGCAUGACUCCCGAGUCGCUCCUCAGCGCCGGUCCAGUUCCCCUACAGCUCUUCCGAGACCUGCAGGACGCCGUGUUGGACUGUCUGGAGCCCGAUGUCCGAGACAGGCUGCAGAAAGCCUCACGACAAAACAACCCGCGGGACAGAAGGAGGACAAAGUCUCACAGCAGCAUAGAUGACCUGGCUUCACACUUUCAACACUUUGAAGUGGACGAGGAGGAGGAGGAGGAAGAUGACAGAGGAAGGGGGCGCUGGAGUAAGACUGAUGAUGAGGACGGUCAGCUUUAUGGAGCUGCCUGCCAAAUCCGCACCCGACACAAGAAGAAGUGAUCUGGGCCUGAGGAAAAGGAUAUAAUUGUUGUAGGCCUACAUUACUUUUAAAAACACUUUCUUUUAUUCUUUUUAAAAAUUCAGUUGGAGUAAAUAGUCCUGUGCAAUUUCAAAGAGCACUUAAUAAUGUUUAAUUCAAUGAAACGUUUAUCUUAUAGUGAACUUGUUUGCUACAGUUUUAUCCACAUCUGUUCCAUUUUUUGGUAACACUUUACUUGACGCCGGUGUCAUUUGCAUGUCAUAAUAGUGUCAUGACACAGUCAUAGAUAAGUCAUAAACAUUAUGUCCAUGUCAUAAACAUAACCGAAUGUCACUU